This is a messenger RNA of Pogoniulus pusillus (Red-fronted tinkerbird), 1792 nucleotides long. RefSeq names its product solute carrier family 31 member 1 (gene SLC31A1). The record is from RefSeq and is a predicted model, not a curated record. Gene Ontology annotation, biological process: copper ion transmembrane transport. Gene Ontology annotation, cellular component: plasma membrane. NCBI's taxonomy places the organism in Eukaryota, Metazoa, Chordata, Aves, Piciformes, Lybiidae. The coding region runs from base 931 to 1473 and encodes 180 amino acids. The transcript is spliced from 6 exons. Gene Ontology annotation, molecular function: copper ion transmembrane transporter activity.
GGCCUGCGAGCAAGUCCGCCUCGCUGCGGGACGGGGGCAGCUCGGAGCGCCGGCGGGCGGGAAGCGCCCCCUUAGCGGGAGCUCGGGGCACGGGGAGAGGCUCCCGGCGGCGCUGCCGGCCCGGCUGUGCGAGUGGGAGCGAUGUCCCCAAGGUGACAGCCGGACGCGCGGCCCCGCCGUGCGCUGCGGGCAGCCCGGGCCUGGGCCCGCGCCCGGGUUCUGCCCCGUAGGCAGCGGGAGCCGUUCCGGGGCCCGGCGACCGGCCUGUGCCCGCGGGCGGGGUGGCUGUGCCAGAGGCCGGUUUCACUGCGCUGCUUGUGCGCCGUGGCGGCGACCCGGCAGAGGUGUGGCACGGCAGUGUCCGGGACACACGGGCGCUGUUCUGCCCCAGCUUUGGCUCUCGCACACCUCCGUGCCCGAGGGGCGACCCUGCUGUGUGCUGUUCCGCCUCUGCCUUGUAACCUCCUCUCUUGGCUGUUUGACCCCCUGAGAAGACGACGUCUCAGGGGGCCACAGACUCUGCUCUGCCUUUAAAUGCAGCGCCUCGCAGCCAGUUGAGGCUGGAAGGCAGCAAAGCUGGACGCAGCAGGGAGCAAAAGGGCUUUAAGGGUGGAAUAGUUUCCUGGCUUUGGAUAUUUUCGGGUGCUGACUGGAAAUCUGUUACAGGAGUUACUUAGGGGAUGUUUGAGUCCGAGCAUGAAGCUGCCAGCUCUGCUGCAGUGGUGUGGGGGUUCAUUGCCAUGAGAGUACAACACCGUUGGGAUAGAGAUCCUAUCUGCUAGGGUCCAGUAGAUCCAGUAGAAGGCCAAUGGCAUCUUGGGGUGUGUUAAGAAGAGUGUGUCCAGCAGAUCAAGGGAGGUUCUUCUUCCCCUCUGCUCUGCCCUGGGUCUGACUUUCUUCUGUGCCUUUUUGAACCCCUCUGCAGUAAAGAUGUCUCACAUGAACCACUCCAUGAUGGCAACCACGCACCCUCCUGAGCAUCACCACUCGACAGCCGCCCCAGCGCACGAGCACGGAGCUGGCAUGAUGGCAAUGACUUUCCACUUCAGCUAUGAGAACGUGCCACUGCUGUUUUCUGGGCUGACAAUCAAUUCUCCUGGAGAAAUGGCUGGUGCCUUCGUGGCUGUCUUCUUCCUGGCCAUGUUCUACGAGGGGCUGAAGAUCGCCCGGGAGUGUUUGCUGCGCAAGUCCCAGGUCAGCAUUCGCUACAACUCCAUGCCAGUGCCAGGGCCCAACGGCACCAUCCUGAUGGAGACACACAAAACCGUGGGCCAGCAGAUGCUGAGCUUCCCCCACCUCCUGCAGACUGUCCUGCACAUCAUCCAAGUUGUGGUCAGCUACUUCCUCAUGCUGAUCUUCAUGACCUACAACGGCUACCUCUGCAUCGCGGUGGCAGCGGGGGCAGGGACAGGCUACUUCUUCUUCAGCUGGAAGAAGGCUGUCGUGGUGGACAUCACGGAGCACUGCCACUAACACCAGGCUGCCCAGAAGCUUCUCCACCCCCACUGCCCUCCUGAAGUGCAGCUGGCAUGAGGACUGGAUCAUUCCCAAGCUGAGAGAGAAAAUCAGCUGGAGCUGACUGCAAGGUUCCUAGCUGAGCUGGAGGGACGUGAGGAGCUGGGGGGGUGCUGCUCCUCCUUGCUGCAGGCUGGCAGCAGGGUUGGCUCUGGAGGGGGUCCCUUGGUUGCCAUUCUUGGCUAGGAUUUGCUUUGUUCUUAGAUUUAUGCUGUGAUUGAAAUUAGUUGGCUGAGAGAAAUGUAGGAAUUCUUCUUUUAAAAGUGAACCCUUUUUA